Mustela lutreola (European mink) is the source of this 1458-nucleotide messenger RNA. It is a transcript of the gene IL17A, whose product is annotated as interleukin 17A. Gene Ontology annotation, molecular function: cytokine activity. Lineage: Eukaryota; Metazoa; Chordata; Mammalia; Carnivora; Mustelidae. The record is from RefSeq and is a predicted model, not a curated record. Gene Ontology annotation, biological process: inflammatory response. The transcript is spliced from 3 exons. Gene Ontology annotation, cellular component: extracellular region. Bases 45 to 506 code for a protein of 153 amino acids.
GCAGGCACAGCCGAUCCAUCUCCAGUCAUCUAGGAAAGGUUACAAUGGCUCCUGUGACAACUUCAUCCAUGGCACUGCUGCUGCUGCUGAGCCUGAUGGCUAUUGCGAAGGCGGGAAUAGCAUUCCCACAAAAUCCAGGAUGCCCAAACACUGAGGACAAGAACUUCCCUCAGCAUGUGAAGGUCAAUCUGAAUAUCCUUAACGGGAAUACGAACUCCAGAAGGCCCUCAGAUUACCACAACCGAUCCACGUCACCUUGGAAUCUGCACCGCAACAAGGACCCUGAGAGAUACCCCACUGUGAUCUGGGAGGCCAAGUGCCGCCAUCUGGGCUGUGUCAGUGCUGACGGGACGGUAAACUACCACAUGAACUCCGUCCCCAUCCAGCAAGAGAUCCUGGUUCUGCGAAGGGAGUCUCAGCACUGUCCCCACAGCUUCCGGUUGGAAAAGAUGCUGGUGGCCGUGGGCUGCACCUGCGUCACCCCCAUUGUGCGCCAUGUGGCUUAAGAGCUUCUGGUCCCAGCUCCCCAGCACCAUUGCUCUUUCUGGGGAGUACACCCAGCCCCAUUUCUGACCAAACUCAAUAGGCUUCUUCAACUAGUUCAUCCAACUGAAGUUUCAGAGAGAACACUUUUUGUGCAGAGAUAGAAUCUGAAUGAUCUUUCCCUCUCUACAGAGAGGAAAGUUUUGACUGAGUACCAAUUUGCUUUCGGUGUGCUUUUCUAAGAGCUUUAAGCUAUUUAUGUAUUUAAUAGACCCUGAGAUAACUUUGGGGCAGAAGAUUUCAUUUUAAUGAAUUACAUGCUUUAUUUUGUAUUUUUUAAAAGAUUUUAUUUAUUUAUUUGACAGAGAGAGAUCACAAGUAGGCAGAGAGGCAGGCAGAGACAGAGAGAGGAGGAAGCAGGCUCCCUGCUGAGCAGCAAGCACUAUGUGGGGCUCAAUCCCAGGACCCUGGGAUCAUGACCUGAGCUGAAGGCACAGGCCCCAACCCACUGAGUUACCCAGGUGCCCCUUUAUUUUGUAUUUCUUAGGACACGAUUCCAGACUUGAGAACUUUGUUAUUUAACCAGUAAGCCUAUAUUUAUAUGAACUAUUUAUGGAUCUAUUUAUGUAUAAGUCUUUAGAGAAAGGUGAAAGAAUGUGAUUAUCUGUUCUGCCUAGGGAAAUCCUACAGAGAAUUUAGUGGCGGUCGAAAAUUCUGUCUUAGGAGUGCAUGACAUGGCUGUAAAAAAGACUAAACUUUGUUUCUUAUUUAUUAAUUCUGUAAAUUGUUGAGGUUUCAUGAGAGAGAUGUCAAGUCUAACUCUACUCUGUUAAACCCUCAUAAUAAAAAAAAAUUGUAAAAAAUUUUGGAAAGAAAAUCGGUUUCCUUAUUUUUUUUCUCACUUAAAGUCCUUCAGAGAGCCCAGCUCUUACCUAUUUGAAAGAGUAUGCAACUUUGCUGAAAGAACAAAACAGG